Ictidomys tridecemlineatus (thirteen-lined ground squirrel) is the source of this 3637-nucleotide messenger RNA. It is a transcript of the gene Gemin6, whose product is annotated as gem nuclear organelle associated protein 6. The record is from RefSeq and is a predicted model, not a curated record. Gene Ontology annotation, molecular function: RNA binding. Gene Ontology annotation, biological process: spliceosomal complex assembly; spliceosomal snRNP assembly. Gene Ontology annotation, cellular component: SMN complex; nucleus. Lineage: Eukaryota; Metazoa; Chordata; Mammalia; Rodentia; Sciuridae.
ACGCAGGCGCGGGCCGCCCGGCUCCCGCCGGCUCCGCUCAGCUCCCGGUCCUCGCGGCGCGCGUGUGGGGGCCACCCGGCGUUCCCGGUGCUCUUCGCCUGGUUUGCGAGGAUUAAGCGUUAAGUACCACGUGGUGUGAGUACAGCUCCGAGUGUCCUGCGGCUUCGGGACCGGACUCGGGCCCCAGCCCCAGAGGAUCGAACCCGGUGCCUCAUCCGUGCUAGAUUUAGCCACCUGGAACUAUGAGUGAAUGGAUGAAGAAAAGCCCCUUAGAAUGGCAAGACUACGUUUACAAAGAAGUCAGAGUGAUAGCCAGUGAGAAGAAGGAGUAUAAAGGAUGGCUUUUAACUACAGAUCCAGUCUCUGCCAAUAUUGUCCUCGUGAACUUCCUUGAAGAUGGCAGCUUGUCUGUGACUGGAAUUAUGGGACAUUCUGUGCAAACUGUUGAAAUUGUGAAUGAAGGGGACCAUGGAGUAAGAGAGAAACUGAUGCAUUUGUUCAUGUCUGGAGACUGCAAAGCUUACAGCCCUGAAGAUCUGGAAGAGAGAAAGAAUAGCCUAAAGAAGUGGCUUGAGAAGAAUCACAUCCCCAUCACUGAACAGGGAGAUUCACGAAGGACUCUCUGUGUGGCUGGGGUCUUGACUAUAGAUCCACCAUAUGGUCCAGAAAAUUGUAGCAGCUCUAAUGAGAUUAUUCUGUCCCGGGUUCAGGAUCUUAUUCAAGGACAUCUUGUAGCUUCCCAGUGAAGAUCAAGAACUGUGGAUACACUAAUUGAAACCGACUUCAUUUUUUUGUUCUGUCAUGGUAUGUUUUGAAUUUAAGUCCAUCAUAUUGUGGGACUUCAAAAGUAUAUGAGUGUUGUGUUCAUUUGUGUAUAUAAUUUUUUGUUAUUUUGGCAAAAUCAAAAGAGUGAAUUGUGGAUGCUAAUUUUGUUGGGAAAUAAAUGAACCAAUUGGUAUAAGGAUAGCGACACAUGCAAUGAAAUUAGUAGAAAGAAGUCAGAAUUGUAAGGGUAAUUUUUUUUUUUUUUUUUUUGGAUGGGGAUAUACUCCCCCCUCCAUUUUUUCCCAGAACUGGUGAUCAAACUGGGCUGUAUACCCCCAGCCUAGUGUAUUGCAGCCCCCCACCCUGCCUUUUUAAGGCAAAAUAUAUAUUUGGAAAAAUAUAAUAUGGCAGAUUCAGUAUAAAAGGUGAACUCACAAUUGCAAGUCCUUUUUACUAACUAAAUCAAUGUUUUGUUUGUUUUUGUACUGGGAACUGAACCCAGGGACACUCUAUCACUCAGCUACAACUCUAGCCCUUUUUGUUUUUGGGUUUGGGUUAGGGACUCCCUGAGUUGCCAAGGUUGACCUUGAUUGAACUUGCCAUUCUUUUGCUUCAGCCUCUUAAUUGGCUGGUAUUACUGGUGUGCUCAACCAUGUCCAACUAAGUCAGUGUGUUUUUAAAGUGUUUGUCUCUUAUUGUGUUGUAAUGAUAGUUUUUUGAAUCAGUGUUUUAUGUUUUGAAUCUGGUUUGUUUCUCCUUAAAGGUUCAUGUGUUGGGAACUUGUCAGGGUGGUGGUAUUGGGGGGUGAUGGAGCCUUACUAGAUAGGCCUUAUGGAAGGUCCUUAGAUCAUUCCGGUCAUGUCCUCGGAAGAGAUUGUGGAACUCUUGUGUCUAACUCCUGUUUGGUAUGUAAGCUCUUCCACUACCAUGAUGCAGCUGAGAAAAGGAAAGAGUAGGCAAGAGAGAGUACACCACCUCUCACCAAAACUGAGCUAGUGUCAUGCCCUUGAACCUCCAAAAUGGAGCUAAACUUUACUUUUCUUCAUAAGUAGCUUGUUAUAGAUAUCUCAUUAUAAGGGUAAAAAGCUGACUAAUACAGAGGACAUCUUUUUUUUUUUUUGCUGAAACUAGUUUUGGCUCUUUAGUAAAAUCUUAACAUGAAAGUUUAACACUUUCAAAGCCUUUAAAGAAAGUAUUGGCUGAUAUCUCUGAGGAGAAAGUUGACUGAUAAAGUAGUCUGCUGCUGAAUUCAGUCCGGUUCCUUUACUGUGAAUUCAGUUCGGUCUUCAGACUUAUGAUGCUUUCUGUCUGCAGUCCCUAUUCUCUCGUCAGGCUUUGCUAAGGGAAAGGAAUGCAGGAGAUUCCUUUACAUACAUUUGACCCUACCUAUUUCUUGGAAGCCAGUCAGGGGCCAUGACUCCAUAUGAAGGUGGUAGACUAGAAAGGGGCAAGUUCAGAGUGGGAAACUUAGUCAAGUCCUGAAACAAACUGAGUUUUCUAGGUCAAACUAUAGGAGAAGUGAGAACUGAGCCUAGAAAUUAAGAUUCUUAAUUAGGCUUUACAUUAGAUUUAAAUACUGUACAAUCAUACCCCUAUGUGUUACAUGUUAUUUAUGUCCUUUUUGGAUUUUCUAAAAACUAUUUUAGCAGAUUGCCCAGAGUUACUAGCCCAGACUUUGUUCAUUUAGCCCAAAGAUAAGGGUGUGUGUGUGUGUGUGUGUUUUAAACAAAAUGGACCUAAGUGUAAGAACUUGAGAACUUUUGUGAGAAGUUUUGCGGGGUCAAGUAUUAGCAGUAUUAGCAAUCACAUACAAAUCCUAUCUUUGUAUUUUUAAUAUAAAUGAUAAAAAACAUUUAACAGCAGAAUAUGUUUUUGAAGUAAAUCUAUUUCUAUCUAUCUGGCAUGACUUUCCAUUUUACAUAUAAUUUCCUCAAAGUCUUAAGUAUUAAGUACUCUGUAUUCUUUAUUCUUGAUAAUAAUAUACUCAUAAGCUCUGUAGCACACUGUAUAUGCUUAUUAGAGUUAUUUGGCAGGUUUUUACUCUCAUUAGUCCAAAACAUAUUUCCAUCUUCAGACAUGUUCUAUGGGCGUAAUUUAUAUCUAAUAGCUAUUAGUUAGACUUUCUAAAUGGCUGCUUAUUUUAAGAGUUUUCUUUGCCUAGGACUAUUGAUAUCUUGAACUGGAUCAUUUUUUAUUGGUGAUGUCCUGUGCCUUGUAGGAUAUUGUGCAGCAUCCCUGGCCUCUUCUGGAUGCUAGUGGCAUCCCCUUUUACUUAUUUAUUUUUAAAAAUAUUUUAUUAGUUGUUGAUGGACCUUUAUUUAUUUAUUGUGGUGCUGAGAAUCGAACCUAGUGCCUCACACAUGCUAGGCAAGCACUCUACCACUGAACCACAACCCCAGACCCUCCCCUUUCACUUAUAAUGUUUUGGACAUUGCCAGGUAUUCUCUGAGGGGGCACAAUUACUUCUAAUUAAGAACCACUAGUUUAAAACAUAAAAAAAACUGCAUUUGGCUGGGGCAUAGCUCAUUGGUGGAGUGCAUGCUUAGCACCGCAGAAGGUCUUGGUUUCAGUCCCCAGUACCAUAAAAACAAAACAACAAAAGGCUUAUCAACUUCAUUUUCUCCAGUAAGGGGACUUCUUUGUAGUCUUUCUAUAUAAUAAAAGUUCUAUAUUUGUUAAGAGUUGAUCUCUAUGGGCAAAUCAAGUAUUUUUGAAAGGUUAAAUGACAUUGUUAUAUGUUUGAAAUCUAAGGAUGGAAAGGAGGAAAAACAUUCCAAGUGGAAUUUCAGGAUGCAAAUGAGUCUUGGACUGCUAUCCUGUCUUUAAUUAUUGUAGAAGAAAACCAGCAUUAAAAAAUAUAUUUUUAUUAGUU